Molecule: messenger RNA, 2524 nt
Organism: Tarenaya hassleriana
Lineage: Eukaryota; Viridiplantae; Streptophyta; Magnoliopsida; Brassicales; Cleomaceae
Product: protein NUCLEAR FUSION DEFECTIVE 5, mitochondrial
Exons: 2
Coding region: 124-2280 (718 amino acids)
Molecular function (GO): protein binding
Source: RefSeq, a predicted model, not a curated record
GUUCUUGUUCCACUUUUUUGUCCCCGUCUGAUCUCAUUUGUCUUCCAUCGUCAGAUUUCAGCUAGGGUUAGGGUUUUGCUGGGGUUUUUGUUCCCCCAAUUUUCUCUUCAUCCGUCGAAGAAGAUGAAGUCUUUUCUUGUCUCUCGACAAGCAGUCAAUCGAUUUUCGACAUUAUCUUCGAGAAGUCCCAACUUCUGCAGAAACUUCUCCGCCAUUACAGCGUCAAUUUCUAACUCUGAUCGCCACUUAAGCAGCCAUGAAGAGCUCAAUCUCUUGAAAUAUCCCAAAUCCCCUAUACCCAUCUCGUCUUUGAAUCGUUAUUUCCACUGUACUCGUGAGACCCGACUCAGUGAGUCCAGUGUUGCUGUCUCAGAUGACCAGGAAGAAGACGGCGACGACGACAAUGGGUCCACUAACGAGUUCCUGUCUCGAUUCGUUUGGAUAAUGCGUCGGAAAGUUUCUGAAGCAUAUCCAGAUUGUGACAAGACAACGGUAGAUGGUAUGCUUUUGCUUAUUGUUCAGAAAGUCGUGGAGGAGAUCGAAAGAGGUGGGAUUGGUCAGGUAUGUUCUUCUGCACCGUCACCUUCGCCGUCGGCGGAUUUUAGCGACGAUCUAUGGAAUACCGUGUGGGAGGUGAGUAAUACUGUGUUGAAGGAUAUGGAGAAGGAGAGAGAGAAAGAGAAGAUGAAGCAAUACAUACAAGAUCCGGAGGUGAUGGAAAUGUGUAGAUUUGCUGGAGAAAUUGGUAUUCGUGGGGAUAUGCUCAGAGAACUUAGGUUCAAAUGGGCAAGAGAGAAAAUGGAAGAUUCUGAUUUUUAUGAGAGCUUGGAACUGCAACGUGAAGAGGCGAGAGCGAGAGAGAGCGUCGAAACAGAGUUUGGAGAAGAAGGGACUAUUUGCCCAGACGAGGAAGAACAACCUCAGGUUUUGUCUCUUCCUAAGCGGAAGGGGAAGUUUAGGUACAAGAUUUACGGGCUUGACUUGUCGGAUCCGAAAUGGGUUGAAGUGGCUGAUAAGAUUCACGAAGCAGAGGAGAUAGAAUGGACAGAGCCGAAACCUGUUACCGGGAAAUGCAAAAUGGUUAUGGAGAAGCUUCUAUCCCUGAAGGAGGAAGAUGACCCUUCAGCAUUGAUGGCUGAAUGGGCAGAGCUCUUGCAGCCACACCGGGUUGACUGGACAGCUUUGCUUGACCGGUUGCGGGAACAGAACACUGGCUUAUACUUAAAGGUGGCAGAACUCGUUCUCGACGAUAAGUCUUUCCAGGCCGGUAUCCGGGACUACUCAAAACUCAUCGAUGCACAUGCCCAGGCGAACCGCAUAGAAGAUGCUGAGAGGAUUUUGAAGAAAAUGAACCAAAAUGGAAUCUUUUCGGACAUUGCAACGGCCACCACUUUGGUUCGUAUGUACAGUAAAUCAGGCAACCUUGACCGUGCAAAAGAGGAAUUUGAUAGCUUGAAAAGCUUAGGGUUCCGACCAGAUAUGAAAAUCUACAAUUCCAUGAUCAUGGCUUACGUAAAUGCUAACAAGCCCGAUUUAGCCGAGUCAUUGUUAAGAGAAAUGGAUGCGAAAGACGUGAAGCCUUCGGAGGAAAUUUACAUGGUUGUGCUCCGAUCUUUCGCUCAACUGGGAAACGCUUCUGCAGCUUCACGGAUAUCCACCUCAAUGCAAAUUGAUGGAAUUCAGCUGAAUUACGAAACUUUUAGUUUAGUUAUCGAAGCCUGGGGAAGGGAAGGUGAUGCAGAUCAGGCAAGGAGCAACUUUGACUACAUGAGAAAGCUCGGGCACAAACCCGAUGACAGGUGCAUCAGCUAUCUGAUCCAAGCAUAUAAGAAAAGGAACUCACUGGACAAGGCAUUGAACCUUUUGUUGCAGCUGGAGAAGGCUGAGCUUGAAAUCGGUGUUUUCACUUACACCGUUCUUGUUGACUGGAUGGCUCGGCUCGGGCUGAACGAUGAGGUUGAGCAGCUUCUGGUUAAGAUUUCUCAGCUAGGAGAAGCUCCUCCUGUUGGGCUCCAGGCAAGUCUGUGCUAUAUGUAUUCGCGGGCAAAGAACGAGAAGAAGACACUUCAAACCCUCGGGGUUUUGGAAGCGAAAAAGGAUCAGCUUGAACAGAACGACUUUGAGACGGUAGUAACGGGGCUGAAAUCAGGCGGGUUUGAAAAAGACGCCAGGAGAAUGUUUGAUCUAAUGAAAGCUCUAGGAUUUGCUCCUUCGGAGAGAUUGAAGAUGGACAUGGCGGCACCCACAGGUUUUGUAUCAAGAGCUGCAAGAAUGAGAUAAAGGUCAGUGGUUAACAAAUCUUGAAAAUUUUCAUCUGGAAAACACAGUUGUUGGGACUACACUUGCCCAGUGGCUUUGGGCAUUUCUUUGGUGUGAUUUGAGUUUUAAACUGUAGUUGUGUUCUGUAAUAAAUUGACCCCUUUUGUGGUAUCCAUCAUUUUGUUCCUUCCUUGUGAAUCAAGGGUUAGUCUUGGAAUCGUUUGGAAGACUGGGCUUCUGUUAAUUUCAUUAUACGGAUUUGAUU